UUCAGAGUUAUGCAAGCCUGUCCAAAGAAAACCGUUCGCUUGCUGUCGGUUGAUUUUCUCUCACAACAAAUUUUCAAAAAAGACACUUGCCCCAAUUGAAUUCCGCCUCUCAAUUUAUUAAUUUUCCGUUUUUCCCCCAAAACUUUUCACAAAAUUCCUUUCCAGACGCAUUUUCCAUUUCUGUUUUUUUUUUACCUUGCAAGCUGCUUCUUAAUUUUUAAUUACCAAUUUACUUCUUCGGUUUCGAGUUGGGUUCAAAGAUUCCCCGGCACUAUUCUUCUUCUUCUUCUUCUUCUUCCAUUUUGCAUGAAUGUUCUGCACUCUCUCCGCAUUUGAACUGCAGAGCCGAAAGCUUCACUGCCUUCUGGCUUGUUGGGCCGUAAAAUAGAAGACAUUGAGCCAUGUUUCACUCACACUGCCUUCUUUUGAGGAAAGGCCCUUUGGGCGCCAUUUGGGUUGCUGCUUACUGCUUCAAAAAGCUCAAGAAAUCUCUGGUUAUGGAAACUGAUAUCCCCUCCUCUGUUGAUAAAAUUUUGCAAGAUGAACUAAAUGCUGUGACAUAUAGAGUAAUGGCCUACCUCCUCCUUGGCAUUGCCCGGAUAUAUUCCAAAAAAGUCGAAUAUCUGUAUAUUGACUGCAAUAAAGUGCUGACUGAAAUCAAUGAAUUUGUGGUCAGAACAAAGAAUAGCACAAACCAAACACCUUGUUUUGCUAUUACCCUUCCUAAAAGAUUUGAACUCGACAAAUUUGAUCUGGGCAUUCUUGAGGACCUUACUAGAAGUCACAUGGCAUCUCAUGAAGAGAUUACCCUUAGAGAUAAUAUAUGGAAAAAUGACAUCAUGCUGUUACUUGAUGAGAACCAUGGCCAGGAAAUCACUGCACUUCACAGUAUACGCUAUUCUGAUGAUACCAUAUUUGAAGAUGUCUUUUCACCUCACCUCAAGGACAUUGAGAUGCAGGCAAGCACAUCACAUCACCACAUUAUGCCAGAAAAAUGUCAAGUGAGUACAUUCUCUGAUGAAAAAUAUGAGGUUGAGGUAUCUACUGGAAUAGAGGAUGCACAUCUCAAAGCAAUUGAACAAUUUGAUGAGGAUCAUCGAUCUGAUGAAGAAGAGACGUGGAAGGAGAAAAUGCUGCAAUAUAGAAAUGCAGUCCCCGAAGCAAGCACUGAAAUGGUUUUGACUAAUAGAUUUUCUCAUGAAAAAAUUAUAAUGGUCAAGACCGUUUCUACAAUAGAGAGGGAAUCUUCAGAGAAUGUGAAAUCAUCAGACAAAGAUUAUCAGAGUGAGGGAAUGUACAGGGAACAAAUUCGAUCAGAGAAUGAACUUGAGUUCAUUAAUGGAGGCAAUAAUAUCAACACCUCAGAAAGAAGCAUAGAGAAACUUAGAGAUAAUACUAUAACUCUACUGGAUGGCAUGGAUAUUGAUAUGUCGUGGGGUGCACAAAAUGAACCUACAAAACUUAUUGUAAUGGAUAGUGAAGGGGAUAAUUUGAAAUUUCUUGAAAUGCAAUCACCUAAAAUGAAAGACUGUGAUGGUUCUAGAAAUGAUCUUCCACUAUCUAUUUCACUUGAUGGAGUGUUCGACUCCAAAAUUCCAGAUUUUACAGGUACUAAGGCACCUGAGUUUACAACAAUUUCAACACCAGCUAAUAAGGAGAGGCCUCGGACAUCAAGGAAAAGAAAAUGCACUGUUGAUGAUACUAUAGUAUUGCCUAAUGAGAAACUUAAACGAAGCAUAUAUGACGCUAGUGACUUAGUUUCGAAAAGAAGAAAAUGUCCUUGUAGUGCUCUUACUGCCUGGAAAGCUAGUCAAAUUUCUAGACUCUCCUCUGGCUUCUCAAUACCUUUGAUGUCCUGUGUUUCGUCUGAGCUUAGGUCCUUACUUUCUGAGACAAAAGUGAAUAUAUCUAAAUCUACUGAACUGGUGAAAUUUCCUGGAAACUUGGAUGUUCCAAGUUCUCCGGCUUUUCACAUGUUAGUGAAAAUGGAUAUCCCGUUCACAACUCUUGAAACUGGAGAACAUUCAAAUGAACCAGAGAUUUCUGGAUCGAUAACCAUGUACAGAUCAGAACAAAUCACGGCUUGUGUGGAUAGAGUUGCAGUUUCUGAAGCUUCUGUCCUGCAGUUGUCCAUUUCAGAACCUCAAACUUCAGAUGGACUCGAGCAAAUAGCAAUAGCACCUGGCACACCUGUUCGGUGCUCAACAUCAGCUAGAUUAUUUAGGAGUCCAGAUAGCCCUAAAGUUCCUAACUCGAGUGCACAGAUAAGGUUUUGUGAAGUGGAUGAGCCAGAAACUGAUGGAGGGUCUGGGAGAACCAGAAUGGUUGCUGAAUAUCUUCUCCAGCGGAGUCUGGAAGAGGCUGUAAAUUUGUCACAUCUUCUUAGCGACAAAACAAGAAAAGAGAGUGCUGGUGUAUUCUACGAGAUAUUGGUACUGAAAACCAAAGACUGUGUGGAUGUGAAACAAGAUUGUGCCUACGGUGACAUCUUAGUAUGGAAAUUACCAAACUAGGCAGCCUUUGGAACUAGUUUGUCCAUCACAUGUGAAGACUAGGUGUAAAUUUGUAGGACAGAAAUGGAAUUAGCUGUUUAUUUUCCAUGUUUACAGCAUGAGGCUAAUUUUGAUGUAUAGUAAUAAGUUAUAACAAUCUGUGUAGGUGUUUUAGGUGGAACUUCUGACUUGUUAUAAGUCGAGGAUAAAUCUAUUUCCAAAGGUUUGUUUGGAUUGAUUAGAGAAAAAAAUGUUUUUUUUUUAAAAAAAA
This is a messenger RNA of Benincasa hispida (wax gourd), 2763 nucleotides long. RefSeq names its product Rad21/Rec8-like family protein (gene SYN2). Gene Ontology annotation, molecular function: chromatin binding; protein binding. Gene Ontology annotation, cellular component: cohesin complex. Gene Ontology annotation, biological process: sister chromatid cohesion; replication-born double-strand break repair via sister chromatid exchange. The record is from RefSeq and is a predicted model, not a curated record. Lineage: Eukaryota; Viridiplantae; Streptophyta; Magnoliopsida; Cucurbitales; Cucurbitaceae.